Messenger RNA from Cyprinus carpio (common carp), 2330 nucleotides. RefSeq names its product dual specificity testis-specific protein kinase 2. Gene Ontology annotation, cellular component: cytoplasm; nucleus. Gene Ontology annotation, molecular function: ATP binding; protein serine/threonine kinase activity. The record is from RefSeq and is a predicted model, not a curated record. Gene Ontology annotation, biological process: protein phosphorylation; actin cytoskeleton organization. Lineage: Eukaryota; Metazoa; Chordata; Actinopteri; Cypriniformes; Cyprinidae.
GUGGGGCUGAACUUAACUAUUAUGACGUCAUGGCAACUAGCGCCCACUUCACACAGCACAUUUCUCAUCUAGGCUAUACCGCUUGCUUUAAACCCUACCGAGAAAGCUGUCAGUCUGAAGAGGGCGGUUUCGUUAUGCGCGAGGAUUCUCGGUUUUAGUGAGUGACGGUAAAUGAAGUCCUUCCUAGAAGCGAUGCCACCGGUUUGUCUCCGAGUAGAACUUAUUUGGGGGUUUGUAGUCGAUUUUAUUUGAUCGGUGAGCAAUCAAUCAGCAGCAGCGGAGGUGAAGACGCCGGGGUGCUUUCUGCUCUUCUGUCAUAUAGGCUCUUCCCAGCUUGUCUGUGUUGUGAACUCAGGCGGACCGCCCUUCCACCCACCUCAAGAUGCACAUGAAUAGCUUAUUAAACCAGUGCACGGAGAUCUCCAGGAUGUGUGAGGUGGACGUUUCAUCUGAGCCCACCAGCCCAACACUGUAUAGAGAGUCUUCUGAUACAUACUGCCAUGUGGACCGCUGGCAGAAGCUACGCACAGCCGUCCGCAAACUAGAAUUCUGGGAGAACUUCACACAUGAGCUGAUUGGCAGUGGCUUCUUCUCAAAGGUUUACAAGGUAAUACACAAUACCACACGGAAGGUGAUGGUAGUAAAGAUCUAUAAGAAUGAUGUCGAUCAAGACAGCAUUGUACGAGAAAUCAGCCUUCUGCAGAAACUCUCACACCCCAACAUAGUGAGGUAUCUGGGUAUUUGUGUCAAAGAGGACAAGUUGUACCCAAUUCUGGAGUAUGUUAGUGGAGGAUGUUUAGAGGAGCUGUUAGCCAGGAAAGAUGUGCCUCUGUGUUGGAGAGAGAAAGUAGACCUGGCCUCUGACAUCACCAGAGGGAUGAUUUACCUCCACUACAAGAACAUCUACCACAGAGAUCUGAACUCUAAGAAUUGUCUAAUAAGGGUGACAGCGAGAGGCAGAGAAGCUCUGGUUACUGAUUUUGGUUUGGCUCGAGAGGUGGUUGAACUUCCUGCAAAGGACAGAAAGCUUUCACUUGUGGGUUCUGCUUUCUGGAUGGCCCCUGAGAUGCUGCGCGGGGAGCCCUACGACCGCAAGGUGGAUGUGUUCUCUUUUGGAAUUGUUUUGUGUGAAAUUCUGGCUAGAAUCCCAGCAGACCCAGAAAUCCUUCCAAGAACACAGGACUAUGGCCUGGACGUUUCAGCAUUUGGGAAAAUGGUCAGUGAGUGUCCUCAGCGUCUUUUAGAGUUGGCAGCCAGCUGCUGUCUGAUAGAGGCUUUCCGAAGACCCUCUUUCACAGAGCUUCAAGACGAGUUGGGUGAAAUCGCUGAGACUUUGGAGGCUCCUCACAGUGAUCUCACCACAGGCUGAUCUGCGGCACAUCCUCUGGUAUCCCAUCAGCCCUGCGAAUGGACACAAGCAGCUGGAGUUCUGUACAUAGACUUAAGCACAAUGACAAAUGCAGCCGAACUGCAGAUUUCUCUUUGGGCUGUUUGCAUUGAAAGAGCAAAUCAAGGAAAAGGUCGCUAUUUAUUAUGAACAUUCUACAAGUAACUAGAUGGCCUACAGUUCAACUCUGCACAGCUGUACAUAUUAUAUACUGUGCAAUAUAUAGUAAUAGUAUACCAGGGCAAAUAUUGUAUCAGGUUUCAGCUAAAGUGUUUAGCUGUUGUCAUUAUUUCAAAGCUACAGAUUUUCAAAGCUAUUGUUAUUCUUGUUUUGUAUAUGAAUCAUUUUAUAUUGAAAAACAACCCUUAAAUAGGUUUUGAGGCUUCAGAUAACCAUUGAUAAAAGGACUAACUUGGGGGGUUUCCACAAGUUCACAAGUUUUAAAUAACCAAAUAAUAUUUUCAUAGGCUUGAUUAAAUUAAAUUGUAUAAGAGAAAUUCAUUUAUUUUGGUACCAACUGCCCAAAUUGGAAAAAAGUGCAUUUGUAUUGCUGACCUUUUUAAAAAAGCGACAUAUUUGAAAAAUAUUUGUACUUUUCGUUAUCUGAAAAGCAAUUUAUAUAGAAGCAAGCACUCAACUCAUUACUGAGCUGAGCUGCUGAUCUUUAGAAAAUUCUCCAUAAGACCACCACAGGAUGAGGUUCAUUUCCUGCCUGCAAGGGCCUCGAUGUUGCUGCUGCAGUGUUCUCAUUGUGCCAAGUGUUUGUGAAAACAGUUGUUCUUUUCAACAUUCAAAGCUAAAAUGUUUCCUGUUUUAACACUUUUUGUCCAUUUUAGUUUACUUGUUUGCCAUGUGUUGUGAAUUUCAGUACUCACACAUACAGUAUGUAUCAGAAGGGUGAGAUGGCAUCAGUCCGACUCCAAUAAACAGUGACACCAAACAA